CCGAGCUGCCCGCCGCGGCGACUGCGCGGCCCAGCCUGCCGCCCAGCUGAGCCAGCACCAUGUGGAGCUGCAGCCCGCUGAAUGGCACGGGCAGGGGCGAGGACCAGCCCCUCUGCCCGCACUUCCACCUGGUCCUGUCCACCUUCUCCCUGCUCUACCUGGUUGUCGGCGUCCCAGUGGGCCUGGGCUAUAAUGCCCUGCUGGUCCUGGUCAACCUGCAGGACCAGAGCAGCAUGACCAUGCCGGACGUCUACUUCGUGAACAUGGCCGUGGCGGGCCUGGUGCUCAGCACCCUGGCGCCUGCACACCUGCUGGGCCCCAGCUCCUCCGGGUGGGCCCUGUGGGGCUUCAGCAACGAGGCCCACAUCACACUGCUGGUGCUGUUCGAUGUCUGCUCGCUGGUGACCAUGUACUCCACGGCCCUGCUCAGCCUGGACUACUACAUCGAGCGCGCGCUGCCGCGCACAUAUAUGUCCAGUGUGUACAACAGCCGGCACGUGUGCGGCUUCGUCUGGGGCGGGGCCCUGCUCACCAGCUUCUCCUCCUUGCUCUUCUACAUCUGCGCCCACGUGGCGGCGAGGGUUGUCGAGUGUGCCAAGAUGCAGCACACGGAGGCCGCCGACGCCAUCAUGGUGCUCAUCGGGUACCUGGUGCCGGGUGUGGCCGUGCUCUAUGCCCUCGUGCUCAUCUCACGGGUCCACAAGGAGGACACGCCCCUCGACCAGGACUCGGGGAGGCUGGACUCCUCGGUGCACAGGCUCCUGGUGGCCACCGUGUGCACGCAGUUUGGGCUCUGGACGCCACACUACCUGACCCUGCUGGGGCACACGUCCCUGGCCUUGCGGGGGGAGCCUGUGGACGGGCAGCACCUGGCGAUACUGCUCUUUGCCAAGGACGUGUCGCGGUGCCUGGCCUUCUCCAGCAGCUCCGUGACCCCGCUGCUGUACCGCUACAUCAGCGGGAGCUUCCCAAGCAAGCUUCGGCGGCUGGUAAAGAAAAUGCCCUGUGGGCGCCAGGGCUGCUCUGAGGACCAGGCAGGGGUCCAGCAGGUGCUGGCAUAGGCAUCCAGCUGGAGGGGUCAGCCCAGCGGCGCCCACCACGCCCAGUGCACUCACCCUGGUCCCGAGCCCCGGCAGACGCGGGGACGUCCUCAGCCACAUGCACAGCACUUUGUCGCCCGCACAUCCUGCUGCGCUCUGGCCAGGAGAUGGCCAAGGUGAGAGCGCACCACAUGCGAGGCCUGUGCGGAGGCGGCCACGCCCAUCAGGGCUCCUGGCUCCUGGCAGCCUGUGCAGCUCCCCAGGGCACCCCUGCAGGCCGCUGCUCUCAGCCUCCUCACGGGGCUUUCCAAAUGAAGGGAUGGAAAUCAAAGCCAGUAUUUAUACUUUGUGUGUAUUGUUAAAACACUUGAUUCCCCCUCAUACGUUUGUUUAUACAAAGAGAUGUUUGGGAAAAAGCCGCCCAGUGUUAACACGCAGGAAGCAGGACAGCGGCACCUGCUGGGGGAACGGCGGCCUGGCCUGGGCUCCAUCAAGGGCAGAGUGCCGGGGCGGGCGGUCUCACACGGGACAAAGUACAUCGCCAAGGAACGAAGGCUUGGGGUGCUGGCUUAGGCAGGCAGCACCAAGGUGCUACCGUUGCCCGCAAGGUGUGCCCAGGACCCCUGCCGUCUCACAGGUAACGUCCACUGCAGACCUGUCCUAAGCCAGACCCCACGAUGGCACAGAACCGAGGCAAGAAGAUGCUGGGAGGACUCGCAACCCAGCACAGACCACAGCCAACAACUGAAGUCGCCAUCACCACUCGCCAGGUCCGCAUCCACUUAGGCUGGGGUGACCUGAGACUGGCCCACUUCUGAGUGGUCACCUGGCCGUCCUGCCUCCGUCAGCCCCGCAGGCUGUACACAGCCAUCUCCAAGAGUACACAGGGUGUCCCCUCCCCUCCACUGCCUCCCCUCGAGUCCUUGUAAAAUACAGCCCUGUGAGCCUCGGGUCCAUUUUGAAACCCCAAAAGCCCUAUAAACAAAGAUUUUUCCAACUCUGCAGCAAAUUCACUU
Molecule: messenger RNA, 2056 nt
Organism: Molossus molossus (Pallas's mastiff bat)
Lineage: Eukaryota; Metazoa; Chordata; Mammalia; Chiroptera; Molossidae
Gene: GPR146
Product: G protein-coupled receptor 146
Exons: 2
Coding region: 60-1061 (333 amino acids)
Biological process (GO): G protein-coupled receptor signaling pathway
Cellular component (GO): membrane
Molecular function (GO): G protein-coupled receptor activity
Source: RefSeq, a predicted model, not a curated record